AGAAGGAGACAAAGUAUCAGCUUUAGCCAAAAUACCCGGCCAAGUGGAACUGGCGGAAAUGUCAUCACUGGUGAAGGAGGACUUGGAGAAGAAACUAUUUAAGCCUCUCUCGCAGAAUCUGUACGAGUUUAUUGAGAUAGAGUUCUCCGUUCAGGACAGGUAUUACCUCUGUGUGUCAGUGACCAAAAGUGAAGAAGUAAAAAUCAUUAUGGUGAAACACUACAGAAUAGGUUUAGAUGAAAAAUAUGAAGUAACAAAAAAAUGGUCUUUGAAUGAUCUGCAGAUGAUUGACGGAAAAGAAGCAGAUACCGACAAUCCAUUUUUUGAUCUGCACUUCAAGAAAGUGUACAGUUUGGAAGCAUACAGCUGUGCUUCUAAGUAUGCCUUUGCUCGAACUGUAAAUAAGCUGAAUCAUGCAUAUCUUAAGAAGGACUUACAGAUUGUGAACUUUGAUUCUACUUACAUUAAUGAUGAUUCCAUUUGGUCUUCCAACAACAAGGAUUGCUUGGUCCUCAUGAGAAUAUGCUUUUAUGCUUUCAAUCUUGUGUGCUUGUCACUAUGUCCCCUGCCACUUUGAAGAUGU
This is a messenger RNA of Castor canadensis (American beaver), 583 nucleotides long. It is a transcript of the gene Exoc1l, whose product is annotated as exocyst complex component 1 like. The record is from RefSeq and is a predicted model, not a curated record. NCBI's taxonomy places the organism in Eukaryota, Metazoa, Chordata, Mammalia, Rodentia, Castoridae.